Molecule: messenger RNA, 3191 nt
Organism: Pseudonaja textilis
Lineage: Eukaryota; Metazoa; Chordata; Lepidosauria; Squamata; Elapidae
Gene: ADAMTS15
Product: ADAM metallopeptidase with thrombospondin type 1 motif 15
Biological process (GO): proteolysis; extracellular matrix organization
Molecular function (GO): zinc ion binding; metalloendopeptidase activity
Source: RefSeq, a predicted model, not a curated record
GAAGGAGAAGGAGAAGGAAGAAGAGAAGGAGGAGAAGAAGAAGGAGAAGAAGAUGCUUCUUUAAAAGCCGGCCAAGGAACCGGAGGGCGGAACGGGCGCCAGAGCUACCCGGGGACUCUGCCUUCCGCCGGGCGGAUGCGCCAGUGACCUCGUCGCCCAGGCGAGCCAGCUCCCCCUCCGGGCCCAGGCGAGCCAUGCCGCCUCUCUUGCGGGGGUCCUUCUGGCUGUGCCUGGCCCUGCUGCCCGGCCUGGGCGCGCCGAUGCCGACGGAGAUCGUGACUCCCAUCCGCCUGGAUCCGGAUCUCAACGGGCGGCAGUACUUCCAGCGGGCUGGCGAGGAGCCCCCUCAGCAAGGGGCCAUCUUCCAGAUCACCGCCUUCCAGGAGGAUUUCUACUUGAACCUGAGCCCCGACGCCCAGUUCCUGGCGCCCGCCUUCGCCACCCGCUACCUGGGCGCUCCGCGGAGGGCUGGGCACCGGGACUUGCGCCGCUGCUUCUACUCCGGCGACGUCAACUCGGAUCGGGACUCGUUCGCCGCCCUGAGCCUCUGCGGAGGGCUGACCGGCGCCUUCGGCUACCGCGGGGCCGAGUAUCUCAUCAGCCCGGUCCGGAACGCCAGCAGCACCGAGGGCGGCGGCGGCGGCGGCGGCGAGGCGCUGCGCAACAACCAAGGGGCGCACCUGUUGCAGCGGCGGAGCGCGCCUCGCCACUCCGCGGCCACUUCUCGCUGCGGGGUGGAUUCCGCCUCUCACCCGGCUUUGGUGCAAGCCCUGGAGAAGUACAAGGGCUCCGGGUCCAGCGGGGCCAAGCCGCCGGGCCAGAACGAGACGGCCCGGGGGACGAUGCCCGCGGCGUCCAGGAAAAGCGGCCGCGCCAAGCGCUUCGUCUCCAUCCCCAGGUACGUGGAGACGCUGGUGGUGGCCGACGAGUCCAUGGUCAAGUUCCACGGCGAUGACCUCCAACACUACCUGCUGACCCUGAUGGCCACGGCCGCCCGGCUCUACCGACACCCCAGCAUCCAGAACCCCAUCAACCUGGCCGUGGUCCAGUUCAUGGUCAUCGGGCAGGACGACAAGGGGCCCAAGGUGACCAGCAACGCGGCGCUGACCUUGCGCAACUUCUGCGUCUGGCAGAAGAAGUGGAACAAGGGCAGCGACAAGCACCCCGAGUACUGGGACACCGCCAUCCUCUUCACCAAACAGGAUUUGUGUGGUGCUACAACCUGUGACACUUUGGGAAUGGCGGAUGUCGGCACCAUGUGUGACCCCAAACGCAGUUGCUCCGUCAUUGAGGAUGAUGGUCUUCCUUCUGCCUUUACUACAGCUCAUGAGCUAGGACACGUGUUCAACAUGCCCCAUGACAAUGUGAAGGCUUGUGAAGAAGUCUUUGGUAAACUAAAGACCAACCAUAUGAUGUCUCCCACUCUCAUCCAAAUUGACCGUAUCAACCCAUGGUCCCCUUGUAGCACGGCCAUCAUCACUGACUUCCUGGACAGCGGACAUGGUGAUUGCCUCUUGGACCAACCCACCAAACCGAUCUCCUUGCCCCAGGAACUUCCCGGUUCCAGCUACAACCUCAAUCAGCAGUGUGAGCUGGCCUUUGGCAUUGGCUCCAAGCCUUGCCCAUACAUGCAAUACUGCACCAAGCUUUGGUGCACUGGGAAGGCUCGCGGUCACAUCAUGUGCCAGACCCGUCACUUCCCUUGGGCUGACGGCACCAGCUGUGGAGAAGGGAGGUUCUGCAUGAAAGGUGCAUGUGUGGAGAGGCAUAACAUCAGUAAGUACCGGGUGGAUGGCAACUGGGGGAAAUGGGCACCUUAUGGAUCUUGUUCAAGAACGUGUGGUGGAGGUGUCCAGCUGGCUAAACGUCAAUGCAACAACCCCCCUCCAGCCAACGAAGGGAAGUAUUGCGAAGGGGUUCGAGUUAAAUAUCGAUCCUGUGGUUUGGAUCCCUGCUUUGCUUCAGUUCCAGGGAAGAGUUUUCGGGAAGAACAAUGUGAAGCUUUCAAUGGCUACAACCAUAGCACAAAUCGUCUCACCGCUAUUGUUUCUUGGGUCCCCAAAUAUUCUGGGGUGUCUCCCCGGGAUAAAUGCAAACUCAUCUGUCGAGCCAAUGGAACUGGCUACUUUUAUGUUUUAGCCCCAAAGGUGGUGGAUGGUACACCAUGUUCUCCAGACUCUAGCUCGCUAUGUGUCCAGGGAAAAUGUAUCAAAGCUGGGUGCGAUGGGAAACUUGGCUCCAAAAAGAAAUUCGACAAGUGUGGUGUGUGUGGAGGAGACAACAAAAGCUGCAAGAAAGUUUCAGGCUUGUUCACCAAACCCAUGCAUGGCUACAACUUUGUGGUGCUCCUCCCAGCUGGUGCCUCCAGCAUUGACAUCCGUCAGAGAGGCUACAAGGGUCUGAUUAGUGAUGACAAUUACCUGGCCCUGAAGAAUGCAUAUGGCAAAUAUCUUCUGAAUGGACAUUUCAUUGUCUCCGCAAUGGAAAGGGACUUAAUAGUCAAGGGCAGUGUGAUUCGCUAUAGUGGAACAGGGACAGCAGUGGAAAGCCUCCAAGCCUUUAUGCCCAUCCAGGAACCCCUGACGGUGGAAGUGCUAUCAGUUGGGAAGAUGACACCACCUCGAGUACGCUACUCCUUCUACUUGCCCAAAGAAAGCAAAGAGGACAAGUCUUCCUACCACCGUAAAGAUGGGAAGCGUCCUCCAGUCCUCAACAACAGCAUUCUCAGCCUCUCCAACCGCCUGGACCUGGGUCAGUUGGAUUACAAACGCCCCGCUUACAAAUGGGCUACCACCAACUGGGAAGACUGUUCAGUCACUUGUGGCAACGGUCUUCAGAAACGCAUGGUGCUCUGUCGUGAUGUCCUUGGCCAGCUGGCCUCCUCUUGCGAUGCCACUCAGAGGCCUGUUGACAUCAGGAUAUGUGGAGAUCCUUGCCCAACUUGGGAGGCAUCUCCCUGGUCCUCAUGCUCCAAAACUUGUGGCAGGGGGUUUAAAAGGCGCAUACUGAGAUGCACAGGGCGGGGUGGCAUCCUGCUGCCCCGCGAACGCUGCAACCUCAGGAAGAAACCACAGGAGUUGGACUUUUGCACCCUGAGACCUUGCUGACCAGGCUGUCUCCACAACUGACCAAAGUCAAAUGUGCUACUUUCUGACUCUCGGUGAUCAAGUGGCUGAAAGUGUAAAAAUAGC